CGAGUGGAGACCUCCUCUGUUCUCUCUGGGUUGCAUGGAAUAGUACUCUAGUUCUUGUUAACCUGGUUGAGAGGGGAAGAGAGGACGAAGACAGAAAGCGGCGGCAGAGGAAGGAGAGUGGCCCGUGUGUUUAUGCGCCGUACGACCGCAGUAUCGUGCACGUGUGAUUGAUCCGACGGAGACAACAUGGAAUUGCGGCCGUGGCUGCUCUUAGUGGUCGUCGCGAUCGUCGUGUCAAUAUCUGCAGACGGGGGGACCGUCAUAAACGUCAAGAACUACGGGGCCCAUGGCAAUGGCGCCAAUGACGAUUCCAAGCCACUGAUGGCGGCGUGGAAGGCAGCGUGCGGAUCAGCUGGCGCGGUGACGAUGGUCGUGACGCCGGGGACGUACUACAUCGGUCCGGUGCAGUUCCACGGCCCCUGCAAGGCCUCCAGCUUGACCUUCCAGCUGCAGGGUAGUACGCUCAAGGCCGCCACGGACCUGAGCAAGUUCGGCAACGACUGGAUCGAGUUCGGGUGGGUGAACGGGCUUACCGUCACAGGCGGCACCAUUGACGGCCAGGGCGCCGCCUCGUGGCCCUUCAACAAGUGCCCCGUCCGCAAGGACUGCAAAGUCCUGCCCACCAGCGUGCUGUUCGUGAACAACCAGAACACAGUGGUGCGCGACGUGACGUCAGUGAAUCCCAAGUUCUUCCACAUGGCGCUGCUGACGGUCAAGAACAUCCGGAUGAGCGGGCUCAAGAUCAGCGCGCCGUCCAACAGUCCCAACACGGAUGGCAUCCACAUCGAGCGCAGCAGCGGCAUACAAAUCACGGACACGCGCAUCAGCACGGGCGACGACUGCAUCUCCAUCGGUCAGGGCAACGACAACGUGCAAAUUGCCCGCGUGCAGUGCGGCCCCGGCCACGGCAUGAGUGUCGGCAGCUUGGGUCGGUAUGCCAGCGAGGGCGACGUCACACGGGUCCACGUCCGCGACAUGACCUUCACGGGCACCACGAACGGCGUUCGCAUCAAGACAUGGGAGAACUCCCCUUCCAAAAGCCACGCCGCACACAUGGUUUUCGAGAACAUGGUCAUGAAGGACGUCCAGAACCCCAUUAUCAUCGACCAGAAGUACUGCCCCUACUACAACUGCGAGCACAAGUACGUGUCCGGGGUGACUAUCCAGGACAUUCAGUUCAAGAACAUCAAGGGCACGGCGGCGACCCAGGUGGCGGUGUUACUACGGUGCGGUGUGCCGUGCCAGGGUCUGGUGCUGCAGGACGUGGACCUUAGGUACAAGGGGCAGGGUGGUACAUUGGCCAAGUGCGAGAAUGCCAAGGCCAAGUACGUUGGCAACCAGUUUCCCAAGCCGUGCCCGUAGGUGGCUGUCGAGGAGAUGACCGUGGCCAGCCGCCCGGCCGGUUAGCGCGAAAGUAAUGUUUUAGGUGAUCUGUGCGUGUCACCCACUCUGGUGUACCUAGCUAGCUAGCUCCACUUUUGUGGUGAAGUGGGCUUCGAUUAUCUUCGGUUCAUGUUCUCUAGACGUUUUUUUUUUUGGCUUUUCCUGUGUGCUUUCUUGAUUAGCAGAUUUUUGUGGUAUAAUGGCAAUUUCUGUCAUCUAGUUCCUUGUAUCAGUGAACUUGUGAAUACCUGGCAUCGUUAAAUAUAUCGGGGGAUGAUGCCUUGUUAAAGCCUAA
Molecule: messenger RNA, 1678 nt
Organism: Sorghum bicolor (sorghum)
Lineage: Eukaryota; Viridiplantae; Streptophyta; Magnoliopsida; Poales; Poaceae
Product: exopolygalacturonase
Exons: 5
Coding region: 187-1362 (391 amino acids)
Biological process (GO): carbohydrate metabolic process
Molecular function (GO): polygalacturonase activity
Source: RefSeq, a predicted model, not a curated record